UCUAAAACUUUCAUUUUACUCUUACCAAAUUGUGAUAUUGAUGGGGCAGUACAAUUGAAUCCUCUACUUCCUCUUCUUGUUUCUGAGUCUUAAGUUUUGUUCUUCAUCAUCAUUUCCAUCCUUUUCAGCCAACAUGUCAUUGCAGUUGUGCUCCCAUUAUGACAGGCUUGCCUUGAUCCAAUUCAAAAACAGCUUUUCACUAAACAGUGACGUUUCCUACCGUUGUUCAACUUCUUAUCCAAAGACAAAGUCAUGGAAAGAAGGCGGGGAUUGUUGUGAUUGGGAUGGUGUUACUUGUGAUCCUGUCAUUGGUCGAGUGAUUGGGCUCGACCUCAGUUGCAGUUGGCUUUAUGGCUCUCUAGAUUCCAACAACAGCCUCUUCCGACUUUCACGCCUCCAGAAACUCAAUCUUGCUCAUAAUAAUUUUCAAUCAUCUGAGAUUUCUUCCGAAUUUGGUAAGCUUGAGAGUUUGACACACCUCAACCUCUCUUAUUCUCGCUUUUCAGGACAGGUACCAUCCGAAUUAUCGUACCUAUCCAAAUUGAUUUCUCUUCAUCUCUAUGUUGUGGAGGUUGAAGUACCUACGCUCAGAGGAUUGCUUCAAAAUUGUACAGUUGUGCAAGAACUUUUUUUUUACGGUGUGAACAUGUCUUUAGUAAAUCCAGGUUUGUUGAUGAAUCUCUCAUCAUCUUUGACAUCUUUGCAUCUUCAUUCUUGUGACUUGCUUGGGAAGUUUCCAGGGGACAUUCUCCUUCUACCAAACCUCCAGUUAUUGCAAUUAACACGCUUGGGUGUUGAUUUUCCAAUGUCUAAUUGGAGCACAACUCUGAGGCACCUAGAACUUGUUGAUCUGAUAGAUCCAACUUGUGGCAAUGAUGGUGCUCCACCACAAUCACAAUCAAUGCCUAGUGAAGAGGAUGAUUCUGGAAGCGGGUUUGAUUGGAAGAUCAUAAUGAUGGGAUACAGUUUUGGUCUGGUAAUGGGAUUGUCUGUUGGAUAUAUUGUUUUCUCAGGGAGACCACAAUGGUUUGUGAGGAUGCUGGAACAAUAUGGACCCCGAAAAGCAAAAAGAUCAACCCAAAGACGAAGAGGAAGAAGAAACUAAGAGAGUGGAAGCUGUGCUAAUGGAAUGUAUUGUGCCUAGCUGGAAGCAAAGGAUGCUGCACUAUACUUUCUUCAAAGAGAAGCUGCAGUUAAAAUAAAAUGUAGUAGACCAUUCAGCAUGGGAGUUCUACUCUACAUGAUAUUGGUCAUUGUUGUAUGGCUUCCAGAAUCCUGCAUUUCUUUCUUCUUUUUAUUGCUUUCUUUUAAGAGUUUUAAUCUUUUUUGUAUGAAGUGUACUGUAAAUUUCUCUGAACCUGCCGUAAACUAUAAACUAUC
This is a messenger RNA of Tripterygium wilfordii, 1380 nucleotides long. RefSeq names its product receptor-like protein 9DC1. The record is from RefSeq and is a predicted model, not a curated record. Bases 134 to 1105 code for a protein of 323 amino acids. Gene Ontology annotation, molecular function: protein binding. NCBI's taxonomy places the organism in Eukaryota, Viridiplantae, Streptophyta, Magnoliopsida, Celastrales, Celastraceae. The transcript has 3 exons.